Molecule: messenger RNA, 1936 nt
Organism: Nicotiana tabacum (common tobacco)
Lineage: Eukaryota; Viridiplantae; Streptophyta; Magnoliopsida; Solanales; Solanaceae
Product: beta-amylase 3, chloroplastic-like
Biological process (GO): polysaccharide catabolic process
Molecular function (GO): beta-amylase activity
Source: RefSeq, a predicted model, not a curated record
ACAUCUUCUAUUGUAAAAUAAAAAAAAAACACAAUAAAUGGCUUUAACACCUCAUUCUUCAACUUCUUUUAUCAAUAUAACAGAAACCAAAGGUAUUAAAACACCUGAUGAUUUCUUAGGCAUGGUUUCGUUUGCACUAACGAAGCCAUCUUGUCGUCUCAUGAUAACAAAGAGUUCCAUGCAAGAAGCUCAACUCUCUCAUGAGAGAGUUAUCGGUAAUGAGGAAAGGGAAAAACUUCAUGUCCUAACAACUACUCACAGUAAUAUUAAUAGUAGUACAAAGGUACCUGUUUUUGUGAUGUUGCCACUUGACACCAUAACCAUGGGAGGGAACUUGAACAAACCACGAGCGAUGCACGUGAGUUUAAUGGCGUUGAAAAGUGCUGGAGUUGAAGGAGUAAUGGUAGAUGCUUGGUGGGGUUUGGUUGAAAAAGAUGGACCUUUGAAAUAUAACUGGGAAGGUUAUGCUGAACUUGUUAAGAUGUGCAAAGAACAUGGCUUGAAACUUCAAGUUGUCAUGUCUUUUCAUCAGUGCGGUGGAAAUGUUGGAGACUCUUGCAGUAUUCCUCUACCUCCAUGGGUACUUGAAGAUAUCGGGAAGAAUCCAGAUCUUGUCUACACAGAUAGAUCAGGAAGGAGAAAUCCCGAGUAUAUUUCCUUAGGUUGUGAUAUGUUACCAGUACUCAAAGGAAGAACACCCAUUCAGGUAUACACUGACUAUAUGAGGAGCUUCAGAGAAAGAUUCAGCCAUUACUUGGGAGAUGUCAUAGUGGAGAUUCAAGUGGGAUUGGGUCCGUGUGGGGAGCUAAGAUAUCCAUCCUACCCAGAAAGCAAUGGUACUUGGAGAUUUCCUGGAAUUGGAGAAUUCCAGAACUAUGACAAGUACAUGAGAGCUUCAUUGGCAGCAUCUGCCAAUGCGGCGGGAAAGGAUGACUGGGGCCAGGGAGGGCCUCAUGACUCAGGACAGUACAACCAAUUUCCUGAAGAUACUGGAUUUUUCCAAAGAGAUGGAACAUGGAAUAGUGAAUAUGGAAAGUUCUUCCUAGAGUGGUAUUCAGGAAAGCUACUGGAGCAUGGCGACAGGAUCCUAGGAGCAGCAGAAAGUAUAUACCAAGGAACUGGGGCUAAACUAUCUGGAAAGGUAGCUGGAAUUCAUUGGCAUUACAAUACCAGAUCACAUGCUGCAGCAGAGUUAACAGCAGGAUACUACAAUACGAGAGACACAAAUGGCUAUCUACCUAUAUCACGUAUGUUCGGGAAACAUCAUGUUGUAUUUAACUUUACAUGUAUGGAAAUGAGGGAUGGUGAACAGCCCCAGAGUGCAAAUUGCUCACCAGAAGGCUUAGUUCGACAAGUAAAAAAAGCAACUAGAACUUCUGAAGUAGAACUUGCUGGAGAGAAUGCUCUAGAGAGGUACGAUGAAGGAGCAUAUUCUCAGGUUUUGGCAACAAGCAGGUCAGAUUCUGGAAAUGCAUUGAGCGCAUUUACAUUCCUGAGAAUGAACAAACGGUUGUUUGAGCCAGAAAAUUGGCAGAAUUUAGGGCAAUUCGUGAAAAGCAUGUCAGGAGGAGGCCGAAAUGCUAGACGUCCAGAGUGUGACUCAAGCAGGACAGACCUCUAUGUAGGAUUUAUCAAAAAGACUCAUUCUAUGAAAGUUAAAGAGAUAGCACUAGUGUAAAGAUAUGCAUAUGUAUAGAGGUAAUAUGGUCAUCCCAUUGUAGAAUAGCAGAGAACAGUGGCAAAAAGUAUUAAAUUUCCAUUACUCAUAGCACCUAAAAGAGUCCACAAGAAUUUGAGCCUGUGUCUGAAACUAAACUAUAGACGACAAGAAAAAGAAGCUGUGUGUCAGUCUUUCCUAUUUUGGUCCAGAGAUUGCAAAGCUCCGGGUCAUUGGGAUGAUGAGACAGUAUCAUACGAGGAUUUGAAUGAGCAUGUU